Chara braunii is the source of this 5681-nucleotide messenger RNA. Lineage: Eukaryota; Viridiplantae; Streptophyta; Charophyceae; Charales; Characeae. The record is from the annotation of a GenBank genome assembly.
CGGGUUCGAAGUAUUUGCGAGAGAGGGGAGGAGGAGGGGAUAUGAUCGAGCGACCAGUAACUGCGCGCCGAGUAGAGACUAGACUGAGCCGGGUGGAGCAAUUAGCAAGAGCGUUUUGUGCCGAAGGGGGGCCGAGGCUUAUCAGAUGCUAAUGAGGAGUAUGAUGACGUGGAAGGUUGGAUAAGAAGGAAGAGGGGGGGAAGGUCUAUUUUAUGCCCACGCAGGAGGAGGUCCAGGUAGUCCCCACAUCGCGACGCGCAAGAACGACAGGGUGGUCGGAACGACGGCUCCCAUGCCGCAGCCGGAGAGCAGCCGGGUGUCCGCAGCCGAUCCGCUGGCAUCGGCGCGCUGUGCAGAUUCCUCGCCCUCUCCUCCGCCUUCCUGUUGGUCACCCUCUCCUUCCGCAGCAGCAGCAGCAGCCGGGGUCGCAUCUUCAGAUCCCGAUGUAGGAGGGCGACCUCGAGGAGGAGGAGAAGUAAUAGGAGGCGGAGGAGAAGAUGGAUCUUCGCGAAAUUGCGGUGUUGAUGGGGAGGAGUUCGUCCCCGCCGCCUCCUCCGCCGCCGCCGCCGCUGUCUCCGCCGGCGAUGCUUCCUCGCCUUUCCGCUGCGCGUCCUCCCCUGGCUGCGGCGGAGACAGAAGCCAGUCUCUCGUCCCGAUCCCUCCUCAGCAUCGUUGUCUUCUGCAGACCUCCGCUCCCGACGAAGCACCUGGUCCCGUCCUCGGUGAGGAGAUGGCUUCGCUGGCUGACGUGUCAGAUUCAGGUCAUCCGGCUCUUCCCACCUCCUCCACGCAGACGAGCGCCGCCGGGAACGACGACAGCGCGUCGCUAGAUACUGAUGUGGUGGCGCACAGCGAAUGGCCCACUUGGUGGGAGUUCUACCCGGAGGCACAUGCGCUGGAACCCGUUUGGGCGGAGCUCCUGAACGUGUCGCAAAUGGAAGCAGACGACGGGGAGGAGGAAGAACAAAGAGGAGUAGAAGGAGGAGGAGGAGCCACUGUAAAUAAUGUCUCUCAGCAUCAUUCGUCGAAUACCUCUGUAUUCCAAGAGUCCGAGAAGGCCAUGUCAGGAGUUGACGGGGCGACGGUGACAAGAGACAAGACGGGAGGUGAAAGACAUAGGGUUCCUGGCGGCGGACGGUCCUUAAUUCCUGGGAUGCCAGCAGGGCCUUUAUCACCAGGUGCUGGUGUGGCUAAUGGAAAACAACGGCUGAGAUGGACUCCGGAGCUUCACGAUCGGUUCGUGGAUGCCGUGGAUGAGCUUGGAGGGGCUGAGAAGGCCACACCUAAGGGGGUCCUGAAGGUGAUGAACGUGCAAGGUCUGACCAUCUUCCAUGUGAAGAGCCAUCUGCAGAAAUACCGCAUGGCGAAGUUUAUGCCUGAACAACAAGUGAUGCCGAACGACAAUGAAGACAGCGGUGCUGUUUGCUCAUCGUUUGGUGCUGCAGGGAGUCCCGGGAAAGGAGAUGGGAAGGUUAAAGGGAAGACUGCAACUGAGUUGACGGCACCACAGGACCCAAGCAGAAAAUGUCAAACUCAAGACUUGAAGAAUCACUUGAAUGUUCAGAAGAAACUUCACGAGCAGCUCGAGCUGCAGCGUCAAUUGCAAAUGAAGGUGCAAGCAACAGGCAAACAUCUACACAUGAUCCUCAAGCAGUACAGGAUACUGUGUGCACAGACUGAACGGACUCAGCGAGAGCUUGCACGUUCAUCCAAUGGCGAUGCUCCUCUUCCUAAGGGCAGCUCAGAUGUGCUGAGACCAUCUGGGUCAGCAGAUGGGUCAUCCAGUGGUGGGCAGGGUGGUUCCCUUUCGGCAAUGGGCGGGUCGAUGAUGCCAAUGAACAUUGUCGAGGAGGGAGAUUCCGUGAACGCAGCCAUGUCGUUGCCCGUGUGCUGCAGCCAUUCCCAGCUGUCAUCACAGUUAUCCCCAGUGGACGAACAAGCUGGCGGUCAGUUCGUCCAAGCCAGUCAGAACGACUAUACGUCCUUCAUAAACAGUGCUGAGCCGUCCUAUUCGCAGCAGAAUCAAGCAAUUCCUAUGCUAGAGGAUGACUUGUUCACACAAGAGCAACGCCUGCCGAAGCAGUGUCACUGUCAACAACACGAAAGCCCUCCAUCCGUGUACUAUCCGACAGAGCAGCAGUCGCUGAGGGGACAGAGUCAGCAGCAAUACGAGAACAGCCAGGGCGGUGGGCCUCGUACAAAAGCUAAGUACCACCACCACAAUUGCGGCUAUCAAGUGCCACUGCAGGCACUGUCGGGCAAGAACCAAGCAAUGGGAGUAACACAGCAGCAGCAGCAGCAGCAGCAGCAGCAGCAGGAGCAGCAGCAGCAGCAGCAACAGCAGCAGCAACAGCAGCAGCAGCAACAGCAGCAGCAGGUAACCGAGAACCAUCGUGAGUGUGAGGUGGUAUGCCUGCCAUCUGCUAGAGCUGUCAUUUCGUCUGCACCUGGACGUUGUGAUCAUGUAUGUGUGUCACAGUUAAAACGGUUAAAGCAUGACAAUGUGCAGGGAAUGCCAUCAUCAGUGCCUUCGGGCCAGGGGUUGGGAAGCGGCCUUUCCAGGCGAACAGUGUAUUACCAGCAGCAACUCACCUCUUCGAUGAUGCCGACCCUGGACAACAGCAUUCCGCCUUUGUAUAACGGAGGGGCAUCCCACCAUCAGCAGGAUGGAAGCAACAUGCAGGUACCAGUAGGGGUCGAGGAGCUAGAUGAGGACCCAUCGUUGUUGGCUUAUGCAGGUUCAGGCAGUUUCCUUGGCGCAGCAGAGCAUAGGAUUUGUGCCAUGGAUGCUGCAGCGACUACCAUGGGGGUGGGAAGAGUUGAGAUGACUGGGCCCAUGGGGCUGGUGCCGGAGUGUCAAACGAUUACCAGGGGACUGGAAAACCAUGCUACUGAAGGAUCGGGCGCAGGAAUGGGAAGAGUCUGUGUGACGUGUGCUCCAGGAUGUUCGCUGCAUCACCACCACACUCAACAUGUCUCCGCACCGAUUUCCAGUUGUCAAACAUGUCGCACCUCUCAUAUUCAGCACCCUCCUCUCCAUCAACCGAAAGGGGGGGUGAAGCGAAAGCCGGCUCCUACCAUGGCAGUAAUGAACCCGUCUCAACCAUCGAGCGCGCAGUGCAGUUUUCCAUGCCGUCAGCAUCAGUCGUGUCUGCAACACCAACAGCAGCAGCAGCAGCAGCAGCAGCAACAGCAGCAACAGCAACAGCAGCUUCUGCAGCCGAACUUCGGCACAGGAAGUGCGCUUUCGACAUCUGAGAGGGGAGGAGAGGGAAGAGGGCAGUUUAACCGUCACUCCGUCCCACCAGUCUCUUCAGCACAGCAAAGGAAGCAGCAGCAUAAUCAGCAGAGCCAGCCACAGCAGCAAGCCCAGCUGCGAAAUGAACCAUUGCACGAUCAGCGUCCACAGUCGCGCUCGUCGGCCGGGGCCAACCUGCAGCAGCCACAACAUGUGCAUGCUGCAGGCAGCUAUGGAUUAGGAAGCAGUCCCCAGCUAAUGGCGUCAGGCAUCACCACGUUCUACCGAACGCAUUCAAGGGGGGACGAUGACCGUCCGUGUGCCUCGCCGAAGGAAUCCGCCUGCCAGCAAUUCUCGUCAGGGACACGGAGCCAACGGAUGAUGGCUCAGGGGGAUGAGCAUGGUCAUGUCAACUGCUCUCCUGCAAGUGGCUCAGAGGUAGGUGAGCUACGGGGUGAACUACGGGACUUCUCUGGUAGCAUGGACCUUUCUGAAAGUAUGGCCACCAAGGACAUAAGAGAGGCUGCGAAUGACGGCAUAGGAUUACAGCGCAUGGACUGUACGACGGGAGCAGCUGCAGCUCAGAGCGGGGACUACAGCUCCCCAUGCUUUGGAGAGAAUCGUUGGUCGGUUGGGCGAUGUGCAGAUAGAGCACGGGCCCCAUCGUUGCGGGACUCCAGUGCAAGCAGCAAUGAAAGAAAGUUUGCAGGAAUCGUUCCUGUUGACUGUGGUUGUGGUGCCCCUCGCAGUUUUGGCCGAGAAAACGACUUGCCUGAUCGACCUUCGAGUCAGGCAUUGGUUAAUGCCGAGGUCAGAUACCACAAGGCAAGGCUGGCGUAAAAAUUACCCACGCUUAGGCUAUCGAAGAAGGGAGUAAUCCUGCCUCCCUCUCUGACUUAGCAAGCGCGGUGUUCAUGGAGUGCCCCUCCAUUCUCCUCUACGCCGCCCCCCCAACCCCGCCCCCCCUUCCUCCCCCUCCCCUGCCCCCACGGGGUGGUGGAAGGAGAAACGGCAUAGGCUAUUAGGCAUUGCCCCCUUGAACUGAUGAUACUUAUGCCGUAGACCUCGUGUCCUCAGUUGGCCGUAGGAAAACUCCACAUAAUGUGAAAGUUUCCCGCUGGUAGCAAAAAGGGAGAACAGGGUAAGCAGGGGUAGCAACAGACGUUGUAUAGAAAAUUAGAAAUUAACUAUUUUUAGUAUUUUGAAUUGCAGUAGUAUUUUGGAUAUAUGUGGAAGUAAAAGAAGGGCAGGGUGCAAGCGGCUGGCAGACAGGGCGGUGGGCAUCAGAGUGGGAGAAGACAUAGGAAGCCAGCAAAGGACAGAGGGAGAGAGAGGGGAAGCAAGCGGCUGGCGGACGGGGCAAGGGAGAAGGAGAAAGGACGGCGGGCGUCAGAGUGGGAGACGACAGGGGAUGCCAGCGAAGGACAGAGGGACAAAGAGGGGAAGCAUUUGGGAAAAGGGAAAGGGUAUGGAAGGUAUUGUAUAACUCCAGGGGUGUUUGUGGUGCUCAAGGGGACAAAAGUAAGCGGGGUUUCGGCGAGGCGCUCGUCCAAACACAUUUCAAAAUCGUUUCAGCAGGAUUCUGGAGGCAGGCAGGCAGGCAGGCAAGCAGGCAGGCAAGCAGGCAGGCAGACAGCUGGAUUUUGGAUACCGGAGAAAGUUAAAAGAGGGGCGGGCAAGGAAGGUGGGAAGGGGGAGAGGCGGUUGCCCCUGAGAGAGAGAGAGAGAGAGAGAGAGAGAGAGAGAGAGAGAGAGAGAGAGAGAGAGACGGUAAUCAUUGAUUGUGCCCUGAGUGUCUUGAGUGUCUCAAGUAUCAUCAGCCAUGAGAGUCUGAGUUGUUCUCCCUUCUCGGUAUUGUCAAGUAUAUUGACUAUCUUGAUUCUUGAUGCUCGAGUAUCUUGAGGGUCUUGUCCAUGGCAAGGCGGUCGCAGCAUGCCGAGUAUAGGGAGUCGUCCUUGGCCUUUCAAUUUGUGUAACAUCCUCUCUCCUCUCCUCUAUUCGUCUAUCCUGAGCGCAUCUCCUUCGCCAUGGUGUUUGGACCGCGGACAGCAUGCCUUUGCUGCUCUUCGCGCUUCACGACUUCGACUACUCAGUCUGCGAGUUCUUCGCACCGUCAGAGUGGAGUGAUGCGCACUGCUGAGGAAGAUGCACGCUUGACAGCAGGUAAGGCAAGGGAAGGCACUAUGUUAUAUUGCCUGCCUGUGUGCAUGGCAUAAAGAGACGUAAAGAGGAAGAGCAGCAUGUGCUGCUGCUGCUCUGUUUGCGUCUUUAUCAUUCUUUCUUCUCUAUGCCGCCUUUUAACGAUUCCAAGUCCCUGAGCUCUCGGUACGUUAAAGAGAGGGCUGCAAAGUUGCAAACCUAUGCAUGCAGGCAUGACCGCUCGCGUCCGUUGUCUAGUUUGAACGAAAAAGAAGAGAGGCAAACCUAAAGAACGCUUACAAAA